Messenger RNA from Tachyglossus aculeatus (Australian echidna), 5531 nucleotides. RefSeq names its product WWC family member 3 (gene WWC3). Gene Ontology annotation, cellular component: cytoplasm. The coding region runs from base 198 to 3467 and encodes 1089 amino acids. Gene Ontology annotation, molecular function: kinase binding; molecular adaptor activity. The record is from RefSeq and is a predicted model, not a curated record. Lineage: Eukaryota; Metazoa; Chordata; Mammalia; Monotremata; Tachyglossidae. Gene Ontology annotation, biological process: regulation of hippo signaling; cell migration; negative regulation of organ growth. The transcript is spliced from 23 exons.
UGCCGCUGCCCGCCGGCUGGGAGGAGGCGCGGGACUUCGACGGGCGCGUCUUCUACAUCGACCACAACACCCGCCAGACCUCCUGGAUCGACCCCCGCGACCGGAUCACAAAGCCAUUAACAUUUGCUGACUGUGUUGGUGAUGAGCUUCCCCUUGGGUGGGAAACCGUCUAUGAUCAACAGAUUGGCAUUUAUUACAUGGACCAUAUCAAUCAGCUUACCCAAAUCGAAGAUCCGAGAGAACAGUGGAGGAGAGAGCAGGAACGGAUGUUGAAGGAAUAUUUAAUUGUAGCCCAGGAGGCCCUUAAUGCCAAGAAGGAGAUUUACCAAAUUAAGCAACAACGUUUUGAGCUAGCCCAAGAAGAAUACCAGCAGCUGCACAAAAUGUGUGAAGAUGACAACCGCUCUUAUGCUAGCUCAUUCUCUGGAUUUUCAACUAAUACCAAGUACGACCCAUAUCAGAUCAAAGCAGAAAUAGCAAGCCGUCGUGAUAGACUUUCCAGACUAAAGCGCGAGUUAACCCAGAUGAAGCAAGAACUACAGUACAAAGAGAAGGGAGUGGAGACAUUACAAGAAAUCGAUCGGAAGAUGUCAAGUGCUCAUACCAAUUAUAAACUGGAUGAAGCCCAAGCUAUAAUGAGUGAGCUGAGGACCAUCAAAAAGGCUAUUUGUACAGGCGAGAAGGAAAGGCGGGACCUGAUGCAAAGCCUGGCUAAGCUGACAGAUGGGUUCAGGAAUAGCUGUUGUAUUACAGACUCUCUAUUAGAUUUACCGCAAGAUUCUGGUUCACUCGGUGAUUCCUGUUUACCUCAACGAUACUGUGAUGCUUGUUCUCAAACUGACAUCAUUGGAGAGUUUGGCUUCGAUGAUAAAACAAGACUCGUUGACAGAGUAAGACUCAACUGGCAGUAUGAAGAGGCCAAGAAGAGGGUGUCAAAUACACAGCAGCAGCUGGCCUUGCUGGAAAACGAGUCUUGGCCAGGGAUGGCGGAGGCAGACAGGGAUCGACUCCAGCUCAUUAAAGAGAAGGAAGCCCUCCUGCAGGAACUGCAACUCAUCAGCCAGCAGAGGCGCUCCCCAGAAGACAUUGCCCGGUUGGAGGAGGAAAAGCAGCGUUUGGAGGAGGAGAUCCAGCGGGCUCGGGCUUCUUCUGCCCACGGGGCCACAGAACGGAUUCUGCUUCAAGAAAAGAGAAAUUGCCUUCUCAUGCAGCUAGAAGAAGCUACCCGCUUAACAUCCUACCUGCAGUCCCAGUUAAAAAGUCUGUCUGCCAGCACUCUUACGGUCUCCUCUGGGAGCAGCAGGGGGUCUUUGGCAUCCAGUCGGGGGUCCCUGGCGUCCAGCAGAGGUUCUCUAAGCUCCAUCAGUUUCACGGACAUCUACGGCCUGCCCCAGUAUGAAAAAUCAGACACCGAGUACGGACAGCAUUUGCGUUUCGACCUAAUUCCAUUCGAUUCACUUGGAAAAGAAACACCGUUCUUCGAUUCCACGGGUCACGCGAACUUCGCUAAGCAGCGGCGUUCCCUGGACACUCCCCAGUCCCUAGCCUCAUUGUCUUCUCGGUCGUCCUUGUCUUCACUCUCCCCGCCAAGCUCCCCGUUGGACACGCCUUUCCUUUCCGCUUCCCGGGAUUCUCCCCUGGCACCAAUGGCGGAUGGGUUUGAGGUGGUUGGCCUCGGCACGCUAGAAAUGCUCCGAGCGCAGGCCUCGGCUCUGGGCGAUGAGGACCCACCAGGAGGGGCUUCGUCUCAGCCUCUCAGCUACCCUGGAGACGGCGAAGGGACACGUGAAAGAGGAGCACAGCUGGCCGGCCUCCACCCCGGCACAACGGUGACUUUACGGGAAGACAGUGCCAGGAGAUCCGAGAGAAGAGCCAGAAGAGUUUCUGCAUGUCUAUCGGAUUAUUCGCUUGCCAGUGACAGUGGUGUGUUUGAACCGUUAAGCAAAAGAAAUGAGGAUGUUGAGGAGCCCACAUACAGCGAUGCUGCCAAUAAUGAAGAACCGCAAAUACACGUUGGAUUUUUGCAUGACAGUGGAAGUGAAUGUCUCCUAGUCCAUGUGCUCCAACUAAAAAACUUUAAUAAGGAUCUGAUGGUGAAAGAAGGCUGUAAAAUACACAUCAGAGUUUAUUUACCACCACUUGACUCAGGCACCCCAAGCACUUACUGCUCUAAGGCUCUGGAAUGUCAAGCUCCAUUAAUAUUUAAUGAGGUUUUCCGAAUCCCCGUGCAUUCAAGUGUGUUGAAAUUAAAGUCACUGCAAUUGUAUGUUUGUUCAGUUGACCAUCAACUUCAAGAAGAACUCUUGGGAAUUGCGCAGAUCAGCCUAGCUGAUUAUGAAAGCUCAAGUGAAAUGCAGCUGCGCUGGUACCCAGUGCAGAUCUUUACCAGUUCGGACCCACAGAGGAUCAAGAACCGUAGCCAGAAGGAAGAAAGCAACACACCUUGCCUGGGAAAUUCGGGCCCUCUGAAAACGGAUGCAGUUACGGUCUUGUUGGCCAGGACCACUGCCCAGUUGGAAGCCGUCGAAAGAGAGUUGGCAGAGGAAAGGGUGAAGCUAGAAUACACAGAAGAAGAAAUCCUGGAAAUGGAAAGAAAAGAAGAUCAGGCAGAAGCAAUAUCGGAGAGGAGCUGGCAAGCAGAAUCCGUUGACAGUGGAUGUAGCAAUUGUACCCAGACCGGUGCUCCUUAUCCAGAGCCAUGUUGUGUUGAAUCCCUGCAUGGACACGUGAUAGCAAGUCAGCCAGAUCAUUACAGCCCUGGGAAAAUUCAACCUCCAUCUCUUAAGGUGGAUAAAGAAACCAACACGGAAGAUGUCUUCCCAGAGGAAGUGGCCAGUCUUCCAAAAGAGAGAGCCAGCCGCAGGUCCCGCGGUUCUCCUUUUGUUCGAAGUAGCACAAUUGUCCGUUCACAGACUUUCACGCCUGGAGCACGGAGUCAGUAUGUUUGCAGACUCUAUCGUAGUGACAGUGAUAGUUCCACUUUGCCAAGAAAGUCCCCCUUCAUCCGAAAUACUUUGGAAAGGCGAACCCUACGCUAUAAACAGUCCUGUAGGUCGUCUUUGGCUGAGGUGAUGGCCCGGACAUCCCUAGACCUGGAGCUGGAUCUCCAGGCGUCCAGAACAAGACAGAGACAGUUGAAUGAGGAGAUCUGUGCUCUGAGGGAGCUGAGGCAACGCUUGGAAGACGCCCAGCUCCGAGGGCAAACCCAUCUUCCCAACUGGGUGCUCUGGGACGAGCGGUUCCGCAAUCUGCUUAAGGAAGCAGAGAGGCAGACAAGACAGACCAAACUUGAACACCAUCAAGAGCAAGCAGCUGAGAAAUUGCUAAAGAAAGCAUCCAAAGAAAUAUACCAGCUGCGUGGACAGAACCAGAAAGAACCUAUUCAGGUCCAGACCUUUAGGGAGAAGAUAGCAUUUUUUACAAGACCAAGGAUUAACAUACCUCCUCUGCCAGCUGAUGAUGUAUAAUGUGUUGCCUUGUAAACAUGAAGUAUUUAUCUGUCUUUAUUUUCAUGAAGUUAUUAGACUAGCUAAGUUUAUCUUACAAAUGUUUGUGCAAAGCUAUUAAUAUACACAUUUUGUAAAAAAAAAGUAAACAAAAACCUAUAUAUACAUAUAUAUUUUAUAAUAGCGACCGCAACAAGGCUUGGUUUUUCCUUGUUGUGAAAUUGACAUCUCUGAAGACAACUUAUUUUAUAAAAGAUCAACUAUCCUGUUAAGAGUGUACAGUUUUUAUGCUGUUUUAUUUGACUUAAAAGGCUGGAAGGCAGAAACAAAGUGAGUUCAGGCAAAUUCACUGUAUUGUAAUUUAUUUAUAGUACUUUUUUCCUUGAAGGAAAAUACUGACUUAAGAUGUAUUUUAAGACUGAAAUUUUUGUUCUUCAGUAUUUGUCAUACAGUAGAAUGGAAUAAUGAGCUGGUUUUGUUUCUGAUACCUGAAAUGAAAAUACUAUGUUCUGAAUCUGUCACUUUUAUCAGUUUUUAAUACCCUUAUCUUAUUAUGUAUAUUGUAUUCGUUAGCACUGUUUCCGUGCUCUAUUAAUCUAUUAUCUGCAAUGUUUUUAAUAUUAAUUAAAAUGCCAUUCGUGCAUUGCAGAACUCAGUUGCAUACUCCUACUAUGCACUAAUAGGGUCUCCUUUCUGUUUUGUUUGUUGCAUCUCUCUCUGAACAAGUAGAAUGACUCAGAAAUCAAGUCUACACGGUAAAAGUGAAUCUCUGGGACCAUUCUGGCCCUGGCUAAUAACACAGUUCCUGGAAGAACAAGUGUUCUCUUUUGCAUGAAUUGUAUAUGUUUCAGGUCUACACUGACCCAUUUUGCCAGCCCUCAAUUUCCUCUGUGCUGUGUAGAGCUGGUCUCUCUGUCAUCAGUGCCAUUGGGGGAAUAAAAAGGUGGUUACCGGGGUUGUGGUUGGCUGUUGUCUUGUAAAGGAACAUUAAAGGGAAAAAGUGAACCCACCUUCAUCUUAUAUCCAGGAAAAAAUUGAGCAGUUGAGUCAUUUUAAAUACUGUAACCCUUUCGAGAAAUGUGUCCUUAUGUUUUUAUGCAAAUAAUGAAUAUUGGUAAUGAAUUAUUUACUUUAACACUUUGCUUGAAAUGUAGAUCAGCGUGCUCAGUCUGGAUGCCAUUGUAGUUUUUACGAUAUCUUGAAAGUAACCUAUCUAGGUCAUCGUAUAUCGAACAUUAAUAUGUUGUACUUUUUUCUAAACACCAUAUUUAUAUGCAUAUUUGACACCACAGAGGAGUUGCACCCUCUUUCCCAAGACUUGGGGGCCGGAGGGCCAAGAGUAUAACCCUUUGAGUCGUAGGAAAUGAAACUAACCAACCGAAGCCUUUUCUCUCUCCUUCCAUCAUUUGUACUCUUCCCAGGAGCACAGGAGUUCAACCUGCAGAACCUCUUGACUCUUCCUCUUGGCCACCAAUUGCCGCACCUAUCCUCAGCCUCUUCACCCCUCCUUCACAACUGCUCAAUCUCCAUUUGUCCACCUGUGGCACGUGACCUGGCAAGUAAUCUCAGUCUUUUCUUUCACAAUUCUUUCCUCUACCAAAUCCUUAAUCAUAUGUCCAGGUUUUCCUGUCUUUCUCCCAUCCUCCUUAUUGUUCGUACACACCCAUGAAAUAGUUCUGUUGAUCAAAAUUUCCCUUCUUACGCUAGCAUCAGUGGGUGAAGAAUGGCAAAGCGGUAAACUAGUCACAGGGCCAACCCAUGCCUUGUGCUGAGGGCAUCUACGAGCAUGAAUGAGUUAUUUAUGCCAGUGCAUUUUCCUUGUGCCGUAAUCUCUGAUAACCAGGCUGCGGUGGAGAGAAUAUAUGAUGGCCAGUUCGAGUUGUAUUACUGUGUCAACAAACAGUGGUGCUGGUUACCUCUGCUGUCUGAAUUUGGUCGGGGAGGGGGAAAGAGGCUAAUUGUAUGAUUCAUCUACUUUGCUAAUGUAAAAGCUCUAACAUUAUUUCCUACAUAAUAGACUUUAUUUAGCGAGUUGCUAACCCAACCCUAAAUCCUGGGAAUUAUUUUCUAAAUAGGAAAGACAGA